UUCAUUUCAAAAGUACUUCAGUACAAAAGUGUCAAAAGCAAAUAUUUGUGCAUCAACCAAACAUGGACUACCGUAAUAAAUUUUUGGCGGUAUUGGGUUUAAUUUUGCUACUGAUAGUUGGGAAAAUUUCCAUUUUGACAGAAAACGAUGUAGAAAAAAAAGAAAGAAACCAAUCCAUGCCUGAUGUUGACAUCUGUACUUUUUAUGAUUAUUCCUUUCAAAUCGAUCGCUUGCUAUUUCAAAAAAAUUACAAACCAUUAAUAGUAGUUAUAGCAGGUGAAUUUAUUGACGGAAUAAAUAGAGUCAGAAAUAUAUCUCACAGCAAAAGAAUAUUACACAUAAACAUUCCACACAAUUUUUUCACCAUAUACUGUCAAAAAAUUCUAUUAAGCGAUCAGUUGGGUGUUCAUUUCAUUUUGUUAACUUAAAGAAAGAGUAUCCAUUCUUCGAAGAUAUUUUAGUUCCUCUAAAACGAAGUUGCACCAAAUGUCCUCUGGAAGAAUAUGUAAACCAAAAACAAAAAACUGGUAAAAGUUUCUCGGAAUUAUUCACAUUACGAGAACAAUUGUUUAGUGAUAAAACAAAGUAUACACAUCCCUAAAAGCAUUCGACAAUGAUUACGCUUGCGAUUCGAUUGGAUUUAACAUUAAUUCUGAGAACAAAACUUUUUUACUCCAUUUUAAUUCAUUACUGCAAAAAACUCAAAGAAGCAAUAAUUAGGGUAAAAAGGCAAGUCUUUUCGAAAGAAGCCUAAAAUGCUUUAAGUCAAGAAAUCUAGAUGUUACGGAAGAAAUUUUUUAUGAUGAUAUUCAAGAAAAGAAUCUAAAACACCCUUUUACUGGAAUUAAUUAUUUAAACUGGAUUAACGAAACCAUAUUUUCUCUGAAUAAGAAUGAUUCCUCAUUUGGUAAUAUAUGCAAAUAUGAACACAAAAUACAUAUAUUUAAAUUAUUCUGUUUUAUAAAAGAUCUAUCACAUAUAACAACCUACAACAUAACAGCCUGGAUAGAUAGCCUACAACUUGUCGCUAAAUCACUGGUCAAAAAUUUGAAUUGGUUCAACAGUUUAAUGAACUUGUACAAAAAGGAAUAUUUCUUGAAAAAUGAUUUCCUUUUACUUGCACUUGAAAAUUUGAAAAAGCCAAUACCACAUGUAAAUGAAAAUUGGAGGAGUGUAAUGAAUACUACUUACAACUUGGUUUCAAAUUUAACGAGAGAAAAGAGUAUGAAGUCUAUUCUAAGUUCAUCCUGUUUAUUUUACAAUUAUUGGGAAACAAUCGAUGCUUUACUUCCUGAGAUGAAUUUCAAGAGAUUUGUAAUAAUCGUAGUAAAUGAUAUGUUGACUGGUGUUUGGAAAGCUAAAUCUAUUCUCGGUAAAAGAGUAGUACCAAAAUUAAAAAGAGGGGAUCUUCAUUAUAAAAACCAAUUUCUAUAUGAUGAAAUAAUGAAACAUGUUCAUCUGACUCUAUCCAAUGAUACUUAUUAUUAUGUUUAUUCAUUAAACUACGAACGAUAUCACGACGUAUUUAUUACCUAUUUCGAGUACAAAAUGAUUGCAGAUUAUUCGAAAGUUGUAUUUUACUUUGUAAAUAUUUCCAAUUAUUCUACUCGUGAUGAAGUUAAUAGUAUUCGUCCAGAUUCAGUAAUUCCCGCUCUACCAGAGAACUGUCACUUAUUCACAACAAACUGUAGGAACCGUUUUUUAAAACCCAUAUAUUUAAUUUCUCUGCAUCAAGAAUUUCACAGACACUAUCCAAAAUAUUUUUCAGAAUACGCCACUUUUUACAAUAGUUUAACAGAAUUUAAAAAUGAUCACCAUUCACAUUAUAAAGGAAAUAAUUCCACUGAAUAUGCACAGAAAUUUUAUGAUUUUUUAAAAGGACAACAAAUUUCUUACGACACUGACUAUUUAUUUCAAGAUUUACUAUGCUCAUCUUUGCGGGAAUUAAAUAAAAGAAUUAAUAUUGAUUUUAACAUGACUGAAUUAGGAAAUUUUUCCUACAUUUUUAAUCUUUUGCAAAAUGCUCAUAAAAACGUAACAUCAAUAAAUAUCGCAGACAAUGAUAAUUUGAAAUAUUUUUGUAUGAAUUCGAAUAUUUUGCAAUUUAUUAAAUUUUUUUGCUUUUUAGAAAUAAAUUAUAUAGAAGGAAUGCUAAAAUUUAUAGAUACGAAAUCGGAUUAUGUUAAUAACAUGGCAAAAAUUGUUGAAAAUGAGAAAAAUGUUGUUAUUGAAUAUUUGUCAAAGACAUUAAAAUGGAUAAACGAAAUAUUAUUGUAUGAGAGAAAUAAGAGAAUUUUAGGAAAAUCUAAUGUAUCUUACUCCGAAGUACCAAAAAUUAUCUCAAAUGGUGCUGAUUCGUUAAGGUCAUGUUAUUCAGUGGUCACGUGCCCCAUAUACUUGACUAUGGAAAAACUUUACACUGAAUAACAUGACCUUAAACAAAAUUUAUUUAAUAAUAAGAGAAACUGCACUUUAUUCUACAUGUUAUUAUAGAAAAGUGAAUAAUUAAUUAUACUACAGUUCGUCAAAAUUUCCACAACUUGAUGUUGACUUAAAUGUGGAAGCCUAUUUUUAUAGGAUUUUUGACAAUUUUGAAAUCCAUUUUUUUACAAUAUUCAAUUUUACGAAAUUCCAAUUAUUCGUAAAUUCUUCAAUUAAAUAUAAUAUUAGAAAAUAAAAACU
Molecule: messenger RNA, 2682 nt
Organism: Leptopilina heterotoma
Lineage: Eukaryota; Metazoa; Arthropoda; Insecta; Hymenoptera; Figitidae
Exons: 4
Coding region: 1069-2427 (452 amino acids)
Source: RefSeq, a predicted model, not a curated record